GAGAACGGUCUCCGGCCCCCAGAGCAACCCAGAAUAGCGGUCCCGAGGGGAAAGAGGGCGACCUAACCCCGUCCCCGCCGAGCCAGACCGAGGAGGAGGGAGGAGGAGGGGCGGGAGCCCAGAGCCCCCCGGGCCGAGAUGGCCGAGGUGGCGUCGGGGUACAAGGAUGCGGCCACCAGCCGCCACCUGCGCUUCAAGGUGCAGAGCCUGGGGCGCCGCCUGGACGAGUUGGAGGAGGCCACCAAGAACCUGCAGAAGGCGGAGGAGGAGCUGCUGGAGCUGCAGGACAAGGUGACCCAGGCGGAGGGCAGCAACUCGGGCCUGCUGGCCGAGGUGGAGGCCCUGCGCAAGAGGGUGCUGAGGAUCGAGGGCAAGGACGAGGAACUCCAGAGGGCCGAGGGCCUGUGCCAGCUGCUCAAGGCCAAGCUGGAGGAGGAGGAGGGCCAGAGCCGCGGGCUGCGGAGCGAGAUGGAGCGUCUCCAGCGGCGCAUGGCCCAGCUGGAGAAGCUGGAGGAGGCCUUUGGCCGGAGCAAGAACGACUGCACCCAGCUGUGCCUGAGCCUGCACGAGGAGCGCAACCUGACCAAGAAGAUCACCGCGGAGCUGGAGGCCCUGCGCCUCAAAGUCAGGGAGCUGGAGGCCUCGGAGGACCGGCUGGGCCGGACCGAGCGCAGCCUGGCCGCCGAGCUGGACAGGCUCAAGGCCCUGACCCUGGGCUUCGUCAGCGAGCGCCGGCUCUUCAGCGAGAAGGAGAAGGAGAACGCGCGGCGGAUCGAGGAGCUCACCCGGAAGCUGGAGCUGAAGCACAGGAUCGCCUCCGGCCUCCGGGAGAGGGGCGAGCUGAGGAUCGAGGACGGCCUGACGCCCCCGUCCAAGGAGGCCCGGAGGAAGGGCGCCCUGGCCGACUACCUCAAGCAGGUGGAGAACGAGACCAGGAACCAGACGGAGAACGACAAGAACCGCAACCAGGAGGACAACAAGGUCCAGGCCCUGCGCCAGGAGGUGGAGAGGCUGACGGCACAGCUCAAGCGUUACGAGGCCCUGGAGGAGGAGCUGAAGAAGAUGAGGACCAAGAACAACGACCUCCAUGACAGCUUCCUCAGCGAGCAGAACCGCAACAGGCUCCUGGCCGGGCAGUUGGAGGAGAUCAAGCUGCAGGUGCAGAACCGGAGGGAGCUGGAGAACGGGGAGGCGGGCGGCGGCGGCGACGACCCCUUCCCGGCUGGCCGAGGGAGGCCGGAGCGCGCCAAGGGGCGGGGCCCGGCCGCCGAGCCCCCGCCCCCCAGGACCAAGGCCCCGGAGCUGUCCCCGCAGCCCAAGAGGGAGAGGCCUCGCCCCAAGGAGCCGGCCCCGCACGGCGAACAACCCCCUUCGCAAGGCGCCCGCCCCGGCCCCGGCGCCACCGGACGCAGGGCCGCCAAGGGCCCGGACCCUGGGAGGGCCGAGGAGCGGCCGGGUUCGGGGCCAGGGGCGGGCCCCCAUCCGCCCGUUCCGGCCCAGAGCGAAGGGAAGAAGGCCCGAGAGCAGCCGUCCGUACUCAGCCGCUACCCACCGGCCGCCCACGAGCACAGGGCCUGGCGCGGCCCGACCAAGCCGGGGCCCGAGGGUGGCCUCAAGGGGCGGGCGGAGAAGGCCGCGCGGGUAUUCGGCGACCUCGCGCCCGAGGAGAGGCCCGGCAGGAUGGCCGCGGCAGAUGCCCUCCCCAGGGUCGUUCGGGCCACCCGGGUGGAGGCGCUGGGCCCGUCCCCCGAACCCCCGCUGCCUAGGAGCCACGCGGCCCAUCGAGCCGCCCCGGGCCCGGCCCUGGAGCUCGGCGGCAGCAGAGGCGGCUCCCCGGCCCCCGUGACGCCGGCUCCGACUGGAGGGCCGCCCUCCGAAGGCCCGGCGCCCAAGGGCAGGCGGUCCGGCCACGGCCCGGAGUCCGACCCCGGGUCGCUCCCAAACUCCCGGGGCCAGGAGGGCGAGUCCCCGGAAGGGCCCCCUCCCGGGAAGGAGGCAGGAGGGCCAUCCACGGCAACCGGAGCGGACUGCGGGGGCGGCGGCGGCCCGCAUCAGACACUGCGCUGCAGGGUCAGCAGGCCGGGCAGUCGGGAGAAGCCCGAUGCCGAGGAGGACACGGCGCUGCUGGUCACGGCCACGUUGGUGACCACCACGGUCACUCCCGAAUCUGACUCUAAAAAGCCCGGCGCCCGGGCCCCGGGGCGGUCCCGAGGGGCCGCGCGGGCCGCCGCCCUGCCCGACGGCGACCGGGACCCUGAGGCGGAGACCGUGGUGGCCAGGCCCGCCAGGGUUCCCCCCGGCCCUCCAGAGGGUCCCGACGCCCCCGGAAAGGCCCGGAGGCCCUACAGCCCCCGUGAGGCUCUGUGGUCUCGGGGCCACAUACAGCCCGUCAUCGUGGAGAAGGACGUCAAGGAGGUGAUGGGCAGCGGCGCGGCUGACGGGCCGCUCGAGAAGCCGCGGGCCGGGCCAAGGCCCGGGGCCGGCAAGGUGACCAGCAGCAUAACCAUCUACCCGUCCGACGGCGGCGGCGAAGGCCCCCGGGAACGGCACACGUCCACCAGCAACAUCCGCGUGGCCCCGGCUGAGCCGUCCCCCGCCGCCGGCCAGGUCCACACCCCCGUCGAGAUCUCCAUCCACAAGACGGACCUCACGCUGCAGCUGUCCGAGGCCGAGAGGCCCGGAGACGCCUCCCCGCGGCCCAGGCCCGAAACCGUCGUCUCCCGGAGCAGUUUCACCCUCAGGCCUUCCGACUCGGCUCCCGAGGGCGGGGGCGGCCAGCCCCCCGCGGAGACGAUCAGGUGGAAGGGCCACCAGCCGUCCCCAGAAGCCGGCCCGGCGGACGGCGGCCGCCACGUGACCGUCAGGAGCGCCUGGAAGUCCAAGUGGGACGUCGGCUCCCCGGGAACCCAGCGGGCGACCGCGGACGGCUUCGACCUGGAGCGGGCCGGGCCCGAGAGCCCCUGGGAGGCCCUCGAGGUCUCCCCCCGCAGGGCCCACAGCAGCCUCACGGCGUCCGAGCUGCCAUCCGGCCGCCCCGGGCCCUCGGACGGCACCCCUGCGGCUGCCUGGAGCCGCCCGCCAGCACAGGAGGAAGGUGGAGACGGAAUCCCCGGCCCCCGGCGGAGGAGGCACCGCUCUGCGGAGCGGCCGGAGCCCCCCGCCCAGAAGCCGUCCUGCAACAACUCUGAGCCGGCGCCGGAGCCCGUGGCCGGGCGGGGCCAGGAGCGAGCGCGGCCGCCCAGGCGUCGGCCCGAAGACAACUGAGCCGACCGGGGUGAGACGCUCCACUCCGUUCCACGCUCCGGCCCAGCCUCCCUUCCCCCAGGUUCCCCCCCCCCCCAAUCCCGAGCUAGGGCUGCCCGGGGCCGGGGUACGGGGGAGGCUCGGUCGGCCUCCCGUCCGCUGUGCCCCCACAGCCGCUCCGUCCCUAGACCUGGGACGACCUCGACGGGAGGGGCGAGACGUGCCCGGGGGCGGCGGGGGCGCCUGACCGGCGAGGGACUCGCCCAGGCAGCCGUCACUCAGCCGCGAGGGCCAGUUGUCCCGGGGGCCUCCGCCGGGCUGGGCUGCUGGGCGGGGCGCUGGGCUGGCUACGUGCCCUCUCCCGGAUCCUCCCGUCCGCAUAGGUGCCCGGGUGGCGUUUUUGACAGGCUCACGUAGGGAGCCGGGGACCUUGGCUUUUGGCACGGGCACCUCCGCUUCCGCCUUCGAGCCACUCUGUGAGGCGACUUGCGUCCGCCCAUCUCCCCCGUUAGAGCGGAAGCUCCUCGAGCACAGGACUGAUCCUUUCCCUCAUCCCGCGCCCAGUCCGCAGGAGUCCCCCCAGCCAAAUGCCGCUGCGUCAGUGCCACCCCCCCGGCCCUCGGGGGAGGAAUUCCGUGGCCGUUCCCCUCGGACCCGUCUCGCCGCUCCGCUCCCGUCGGGCGCGGCUCGGUGCCCUACCCGCGGCAGUCGCCCCGUAGGGCACCCCGCCCGCUGCCGGUGCCCGGCGCCAAACCGUCGGCGACGAGGGAGACGAAGAUCCGGGCUUUCGGUCGAGCUCGCCGACGGCGGAGACGGGUCGACCCGUGUGCCGGCCCCGAGAGGAGCGGACGGAGAUGAGCGAUGGAGAGGACGAACGCCGCCUCUCCCUCCCAGCCUCCCGGCUCCCCACCCCCACCCCCACCCCCGUCCCGACCCAACGUGGCCGUUGUCUGUCUUGCAGGCCUGUUCCCGCUCUGCUUGGCUCAUCUCCCAGACGCCCCCUCCUCUUCCCCAGCCCCGCUUCCCUCCUGCUCCUGCAGCUGCCGCCCGCUCGGUCCAUCCUCAGCCCGGACCGCCCCAACCCCACCCCGGCUGUCGCCGCCGCCGCGGCCGGACCGAGGGCCGGGCUGCCCUAGUCCCCCACCCCACCCCGCCCGCAUCCUUUGCCGUCGCCCGGAGAGGAGCGGUGACGGGGCUGGGCGUGGCGCCGUUUCCACCAGAUGCGGCCCGGGCCACCCGCCCCCGCCCUCCCGUAUGGCGGGGCCAAAUGCAGGGGGAAAAGGAGGCGGCGGCAUUCUGCGCCCGGGGCGCUGCCUGAGGACCGGAGGAUGAACUCUUAUUCAGGGGUAGGCCUGCCCCUGCCCCUGCCCCCUGCGCUCUCCCGUUCCCUCCCCGGCCGCCCGCAGGCCUUAGGGCACCCCCGGGGAUCCCCCUGGCCGGGAGCUGACACUGGUGCGCAACGCCCCAACCCCCGCCUUCUCGCUCCCCCCUCUUUCCUC
This is a messenger RNA of Ornithorhynchus anatinus (platypus), 4742 nucleotides long. RefSeq names its product leucine zipper protein 1 (gene LUZP1). The record is from RefSeq and is a predicted model, not a curated record. The transcript is spliced from 2 exons. Bases 139 to 3264 code for a protein of 1041 amino acids. Lineage: Eukaryota; Metazoa; Chordata; Mammalia; Monotremata; Ornithorhynchidae.